Molecule: messenger RNA, 1842 nt
Organism: Drosophila hydei
Lineage: Eukaryota; Metazoa; Arthropoda; Insecta; Diptera; Drosophilidae
Gene: Teh4
Exons: 9
Coding region: 268-1842 (524 amino acids)
Biological process (GO): regulation of sodium ion transport
Molecular function (GO): sodium channel regulator activity
Source: RefSeq, a predicted model, not a curated record
CGGUCAAUAGCAGCGCACCGAAGUCUUUGGCACUUGUUGUGUGGGCAUAGGAAAACAUAGGAAAACACAGCAAAAGGACAUUAAAAAAGAGCAGCAAAGGACAUGCACAGCAAGUGCAAAAGUUGGCCAAAACAAACGCAACUCAAAUAGUUCGUACGGCAAACAAACAGUUGACACACAAAUAGAACAAAUAGCAGCAAAUCAAACAGCAACAGCAAGUGGAACCCACCCUCAACCCAGUCACCUUGAAAAGGAUAUAUAUAGGCCAUGGCACGUCGCAAGGACAAGCCGCGCCUUAUACCCGAACAGGAUAAGCGCAUCUGUCGCGCCAUCUGCCUAUGCCAGCUGACUAUGGUGCUGUCCUGCGUCUCCAUUGUCUAUCUGAGUGUGGCCAUCUACUCGCCCUCGCUCAAAGCCUUCAAGUCGGGCUUCGAACUGGAUCCGGUCAUGUGCCAAACAGUCGAUCGUCAAAUGCCCAACAAUUGUCCUUGGGCCUCCUGCGGCGAGUGGUGCUUGACUCGCACCAGUGGCUUUUGUCCGCAGAUUCACUCGGUGGUGCGACGCAAUGGCACCGAUAUACAACUCAACAAUUGCACCAGGGUGACCAAUACGUCAUGUGCUCAGAUUGACCUGAAUCGAUUGAACAAAUUCAACUGCAACAAUGGCACCGUUUGCAACAACAUUCGCGGCGUAUUCAACUGCUCCAAUGGUCACUGCAAGAACAUGUCCGAGUUCUUUUUGUGUCAUCACAAGCCCGAUGGACCAGUUAUUAACUCUGCCAAGGACAAUACCAAGCUGAAUGGCUUCUUCGAGUGCCAUGGCGUGCACUGCACGAAGAUCAAACGACCCUUCAGCUGCGAUCGCUAUUGCUCACGCAUAACUACAGCCAAUAUCAAUACGCUGAUCAUGCACGAGGACAAUGUGAUUGCUGCCGACUGUGAGAACGCUGUGGCCUUCAACGAGGCACGCGGCAAGGAGCAUGGCGUACGCAUUGAACCCACCGAGUUCUGGAAGGAGGACGAUGGCAAUCUCUUGACCAACUGUGCAACAGUCACUCGCGAGUCAGACAAUCGCAUUACUGCUACGGACUGCCUGAAUGGCACCUUGCUGGAGCAUGAGACUCUGCCGGCUCCGUAUAUGAACUUCACCCAGUUCUGGGCCAUCUAUGAGAACAGCACACAUGCCGUAGAUCCGGAGCAAAAGUUUCUGCCCAACCAGGCCAAUCUAACCAUUUACAGCUGGAAAAAACUGUUCAUCAAUCUAGAGGGCUGUGUCAACACACUCAAAGGAGAGUGCAAGGACUUCGUGGCCCGCUAUGGCAACGAUGGCGAUAAUAACACAGCUCAGUCACGCUAUCAAUGCUACUACAACAAGGAUGCAAAUGUGGAAUUUGUGGUCGCACGCUACGAUCUGGAUAAGGUCUACCGCGAGCUGGUCGUCUCGCUGAUUGUGCCGAUUGUGCUCUUCGUGAUCUCCUCCAUUUCGCUGUGCGUGAUAACGAAGUCCGUCAAGGUGGGUGACGAUGCGAAGAUGCGUUGUGUUUGCGCCGGCGACGAUUCGGAUGAUGAUGUCUUUGGCAAUGCGGCCGCCAAUCAGCCGGAACAAGUUUAUGACACAGAUGACGAUGUGGUUGAAAUAGAACAACAGCAAGUGGUUGAAGUAGAGGUGGUGCAGGUGUCUGAACAGGCGCUGCCUUAUGAUACACCCGAAAUGAUUGGCAGCACCAAAUCCUUGAUACCGUUAAGUCCAACUGCCGGCUCCAAUGAACAGCAUUUCACCGAGGAUCAGGACGAAAAGGCGAGCAAAUGUGAUGUGCCCGAAAAGCCGCUAGUUAUACUCUAA